Molecule: messenger RNA, 612 nt
Organism: Hibiscus syriacus
Lineage: Eukaryota; Viridiplantae; Streptophyta; Magnoliopsida; Malvales; Malvaceae
Exons: 2
Coding region: 109-612 (167 amino acids)
Source: RefSeq, a predicted model, not a curated record
ACUUUCCCACCGUUGAGCCAACCAGGCAGGCACCCGGGCACUCAACAACACCAAAACCCCUGCCCUCUGCCUCAACACUUCGAUUGCAACAUUGGGAAUUUGUUCCAGAUGUUUCCUAAAUGCAUAACACUUCACAGAGUGGAUGUAAAGAGGCCGAGGAUUCAUGCCUUCCCUUACCAUAAACUGGUCUCGCAGUCAUAUGUCAGUUUAAUGUUUGAAAGUCCUAUGCCGACUUUAGUUUACAGUAGGAGGAAGAAAUGGCGUGGAAACAGCAGCAGUGGUAGUGCUGUUGCCAACUUUUGUGCACAGGAGCCGGUGAAUUCUAGGAGAAGCGGAGAUUGUCUUUAUGUUGCCAGUUCCGAUACUCUUUCGAGGCAAUCAUGGAGCAGAAGGGAAUUUCUCGAGAUGAACGUGAAGCUGCAAACUGUUAGUGAUCCCCUGGAAACUCUUGAUUGCAGUAGAGGGCCUCACAUUUCAAAGUGUGAAUUUGCUAAUGGAAGUUCUGGUGUGUAUGACCACAGUUCUGAUGAUGUACAUAAAACUUGCAUCAACAAGGAAACAAGGACUACUGGUGUGGUAGUAGUAGUUCCAGGUUGUGUGCAAAGCUUGUAG